Hibiscus syriacus is the source of this 1135-nucleotide messenger RNA. Its product is annotated as TOM1-like protein 2. Gene Ontology annotation, biological process: protein transport to vacuole involved in ubiquitin-dependent protein catabolic process via the multivesicular body sorting pathway. The transcript has 3 exons. Bases 11 to 1135 code for a protein of 374 amino acids. Gene Ontology annotation, molecular function: ubiquitin binding; phosphatidylinositol binding. NCBI's taxonomy places the organism in Eukaryota, Viridiplantae, Streptophyta, Magnoliopsida, Malvales, Malvaceae. The record is from RefSeq and is a predicted model, not a curated record.
CAAGGAGGGUAUGGAUAAAACGAAGCUAUCCGAAUGGGGCGAGAAACUGAAAACGGGCGGAGCUCAAAUGAGUAGAAUGGUGAGUGGGAAAAUGAAAGAAAUCCUUCAAGGCCCCACACCCGAAUCCAGAAUCGUCGAUGAGGCCACAUUGGACACAUUACAAGAACCCAACUGGGGAUUGAACAUGAAGAUAUGUGCCAUGAUCAACAGCCUAGACUUCGAAGCAACCGAUAUCGUUAGGGCCAUCAAGAAGAAGAUAUCGGCCAAAAACAACGUCACCCAAUCGUUGAGCCUUGAUUUGUUGGAAGCUUGUACCACGAAUUGCGCCAAUGUGGCUUCCGAGGUGGCUUCCGAGGGAGUGUUGGAAGAGAUGGUGAAGAUGAUCGAGAAUCCGCACACCCAUCGAGGAAACAGAGGAAGGGCUUUGCAGUUGAUAGGUGUUUGGGGACAGUCCCGGGAUCUUGCUCACCUGCCUGUGUUUCACCGAACUUAUGUGAGCUUGAAAGAAAAAAGUGAUCCACCGGUAGCCAACGGGAAAUGCACCCCUUUGCACUUUACCUUGGAGUCUUGCAUGAGUUUGCCUCCCUCGGAAAACUAUCCUGUCGAUAACACGGAGCCAGACAGCGGUGAUUUUACCUAUAGUUAUGCUAGUCUUUCCGCCGAAGAAAAGAAGGAAGUUUUUGAAGUAACUCGGAACAGCCUUGAGGUGCUUUCUAGCAUGUUGAGUAAGGAAACAGAGCCGAAACCUACAUUGGACGAGCUGACGGAGAGCAUGUUUAAGAAGUGCAAGCAGUCACAGCCUGUUAUUCAGAUGAUCAUAGAAAGCACUACUGAUGACGAUGGAGUUCUCUUCGAGGCACUGAAUCUACAUGAUGAGCUUCAUCAGGUCAUCUCCAAAUUUGAGGAACUGGAAGCUGACUCAAAGUCCGAAAGACAGCUUAACGAAAACUCUGGCACCACUGAGGCUAAUCCCAUUGUUCCUGUCGAGGCUUGUAAUGAAAAUAUGAUGGGUGCCCCCCAUUCUACCAAUGAGGAAUUCAAGGUGAUUGCAUCUCCCACCUUCCAUAAGGAAACCAUGAGUGUUGCAGAGAUAGUAGAUGGUAAUGAGCCAGCAGUAACAAUAAAGCAUGAUUGA